GACUCUUUUAGGAAUCGACUCGUAGAGCGUCCUGCUUUGAUGCUUCAAUCGUGGCUGGUUUGUUUAGCUUAGCUAGCAGUUAGCUUAGAUUAGCUUAGUUUUGGCGAAGCUCAGGACUGAAUUGGCUUUCAGAGUGAGUAUGGUGUUAAUCCCGGGGAGGAAAAAGAUCUCAGGAUAUUUAAUAAAUAAAUAAGUGCGUUUUCCACAAGAAAAUAACUGUGUUUAUGUUUAGCGUUAGCGUUAGCAUUAGCAUUAGCUAACGGAGCCGCGGUGCAGUUAAAGGCAGCUGUGAUAUUUGCAUGAAGCUAAAGAGAGAUUUUCAUCCGGGUUUCAGAGCGUGUGAUGGUGACUUCCUCUGGCUGACCGCGUCGUCGUCGUCGUCGUCGUCGUGAUCAUGAGCGUCCACCAUGUCGUCCUGGUGUUCCUGUGCUGUGUGAGUGUGUGUGUGUGUGACACCAACAGCACGGUGAGCGUCGUAGCCAAUCAGACGACACAAAACCCCGGAGACUGCGAUGAGUCAAAGUGUCCCUCGGACACACCGUGUACGCGAGCUUUCUUCUCAGAGAAGAACUCCAGCUGCAUUUUCCUACACUGCGAUAAUAACGCGUCAUGUGAUCGCUUCAUAGCAGAACUGGGAGGGAAAGUUCAAAAUGAUGGAAUGAGUCAGAAAAACAGAACAGAUCCUCUACAAUCUCCUGCAUCUUCUCCAGAAAGCCCCGGUUCUCCAUCAACUGCCCCGACUGUUUCCCCGACUGCCUCCCCGACUGUUUCCCCGACUACCUCCCCGACCGCCUCCCCGACUGCCUCCCCGACCGCCUCCCCGACCGCCUCCCCGACUGUUUCCCCGACUCCCUCCUCUGCCCCUUUAUCUCUCCCUGUAGCGCCUCCUGGUCCUGACGGAAAGCAGCAUCCGGACAGUAGCAACUCUUCAGCCUCCGGUUUUAGCAGCAGCACCAGCGGGUCCGUCCAAAACAAAACCCUGGAAAAUGGACACCAGGGGAAACCCUCAGUCGAGCCUUCUGCCCCUGCACCAACCGCACCACCGGUUCCUGUAGCAUCUGUGGGGGCAGGAAACAUUUCAUCGACUGUUCGCCAAAUGGAUCAAAAUGGAACCGAAGUGAACAAAACUAGCCAAGAAACAACAACAGCAGCAACAACCACCUCAGUCAAACCUGCACUUCCUACUAACUCCACAGGAGCAACCGACACCACCUUUACCACGACGACAGUUACCCUGACAACCACUAGCACCACCACGCCAACCACUAGCACCACCAAUAAAAUUACCUCACCUCCUUCCACCACCCAAAUACGACCAGCAUCUACACCACCACCAACUCCUCCUCCAUCCCGCGCUCCUCCAUUUUUGCCCUCUGUCACCCCCUCCACCUCUCCACCAGGGCAAAAUCUUUCCUCAACAACCCCCAAAGUCCCGGAUGUUACCUCCGAUCAGGACAAAGCCAUAGCGGAAACAGCUGGAGGAGAGCUGACGAGUCACGUGGUGAGCACCAGCUCGCUGAUCGCCGUGCUGAUCUUCGGCCUGCUGUUCUUCAUCGUCACGGUCAUCCUCUUCCUCAGACACGCCUACGAGAGCUAUAAGAGGAGGGGCUACACGCAGAUGGACUAUCUCAUCAACGGCAUGUACUCCGACUCAGGGCUCUGACUCUUCUGUUUACAUUUCAAUAAGAAAUUUCUUCUUUUUUCCUCAGUGUAAAGUGUUCAUUGUUUUAAAGGGAGUUGUGUCUAGAGGACCAAAGUAGACAAAAUAAGAGUCGUGUUCGUCUUUAAAACAAACUCGGCGAGCUGCAGAGGCGAUCUUAAUGUUAAAUAUAACAGGUAAGAAAAGCAACGCGAAUUAAUGCGGUAAGAAAAAUGAUGCGAAAUUAAAGCAGGAACAAAAAGGACGCAAAAUAAAUGCAGGGAAAAAAAGGACAAUUUUUUUUAAACUGGAAAGAAAAAAGAAGACUCAAAAUUAGACAAAAAGAAAAAUUAUAUAAAUGCAGAAAAAAAGACACAAAAAAAUUACAAACAAAAUACAAACAAAAAGAAAAAAAUACACAAAUAAAUAAAAAAAGGCACAUCAAAUGUGACAAAACGACAAUAUAAAUAAAAAAAGAAAGAAAAAAUGAGACAAAAUAAAAGCAGAAUGAAAAAUGACACAAAAUAAACACUGAAAGAAAAAGUGAAAUGAAAUAAACUAGAAUGAAAGAACGACAGCACGUUAAAGCGGAACAGAGAAAAUUACAUGAAAUCAGAGUGGAAAUGAAAAUGACGGGAGUUAAAUCCGGCAGCGGAAUGAACGCAGCCAGAACGCAGAUAAAUAAAAAACGCUUAAUAAAGAUUGGAUUUAAAGACGAACGUCUUCUUCAGUCCUCGAAACUCACUGAGAUUAAAAAUGUACAGAUUUAUGAAUUAGUGUUUGCAGAAGUGGAGGAAAUUCUGGACCAUUUCACUGAAUGUACGGCUGUUUUUCAUUUUAUUUUUAAUUUUUUUUCCUCUAUGCAGAUGAGGCUUUGAUAUAAAACUGGUCUUUAAUUAAUCUUCUGAAUUAAUGCCAUGUUAAGGAACUGAUGGUGCAAUACAGAUGAUUUUUUCUUUCUUUGUCUUCCAGUAAUAUUCAGUGUAUAACGAGCAACUAACAGUCAGGUUGUACUAGUUGCCUUUUGCGAUGUUUAUUAGAACGAGUUAUUAAUCGAUGCCUUUAUUUUACGAUAUUUUUUCUGCUCUUUGGAUUUGGAACGAUGCCAAAACACAGCCACUGAGGCACUGAAGCACAUUAACGAGAAGCCAAGGGAAGUGUAGAGCCAUCACCGACUUUCUGUCCAGGGAAAUCGGGCUAUUAUUAUUAUUAUUAUUAUUAUUAUUCUUAUUAUUAUCUUACAUUUGUUUUCUUACUGCAGACAGUUGAACAGGACCGAAGGCAGGAUGCAGGCGGUGUUUGUGCCAAUAUAAAAAGUCAUAUCUAAUAAAGCACUUUGGAAAAUAAUGAUUGUUUACUUUGCAGAAAAUAUAAGUAAUAAACAAAGAACAAACAAA
This is a messenger RNA of Pangasianodon hypophthalmus (striped catfish), 3036 nucleotides long. Its product is annotated as mucin-5AC. The transcript is spliced from 4 exons. The record is from RefSeq and is a predicted model, not a curated record. NCBI's taxonomy places the organism in Eukaryota, Metazoa, Chordata, Actinopteri, Siluriformes, Pangasiidae. The coding region runs from base 395 to 1663 and encodes 422 amino acids.